This is a messenger RNA of Scleropages formosus (Asian bonytongue), 2011 nucleotides long. It is a transcript of the gene foxred1, whose product is annotated as FAD-dependent oxidoreductase domain containing 1. Lineage: Eukaryota; Metazoa; Chordata; Actinopteri; Osteoglossiformes; Osteoglossidae. Gene Ontology annotation, cellular component: cytoplasm. Gene Ontology annotation, biological process: mitochondrial respiratory chain complex I assembly. The record is from RefSeq and is a predicted model, not a curated record. The transcript has 11 exons. The coding region runs from base 29 to 1540 and encodes 503 amino acids.
CCUUCUGGUUUUGAGAACACGCGCGGCUAUGUGGAGGGCGUGGAAGGGGCUGACCGGGACGAUCCCGUCUUUGAUCACUGGACUGAACCCCUCGCGCCUGUCGCUGCAGCCCCGUGUCGUGCGCGUGGUUCAUAAAACGCGGGCUUACAGCUCCUUCUUCCGAGAACUAGAGGCGCAGCUGGCGGCCAUGCGGAAGCAUGCCGUACGCGCCAUGCCGGGUAGCGAUUGGCAGCCGCUGGAGAUCACGCCUGGUCUGCCUCCGGAGCGCGCGGACGUCGUCAUCGUGGGCGGGGGCGUGGUCGGCUGGUCGGUCGCCUAUUGGCUGAAGAGGAAGGAGCGGAUAAGGGACGGAGUGCGAGUGCUUGUCGUGGAGAAGGACCCCACAUAUUCCCAGGCCUCCACGGUCCUGUCUGUAGGGGGGAUACGACAGCAGUUUUCUCUGCCGGAGAACAUCCACUUGUCCCUGGCCUCAGCUGAAUUCUUGAGGAGCAUCAAUGAGCACCUGGGCGUGCUGAAUGAGGACCCCGUGGACCUUCAGUUCAACCACUCGGGGUACCUCUUCAUUGCCAGUGAGAAGGGAGCUGGCAUCAUGGAAGAGAACUAUAGAACGCAGCGGUAUGCGGGUGCAAAAGUUACACUUUUGUCCCCAGCACAAGUGAAGGAGAAGUUUCCCUGGCUGAACACUGAGGGGGUGGCGCUCGCUUCUUACGGACUGGAGAACGAAGGGUGGUUUGAUCCCUGGUCCCUGCUGAACGCUUUACGUCGCAAGGCCAUAUCCAUGGGAGUUUAUCAAUGUUUCGGCGAGGUCACAGGUUUUAGAUAUUCCACACAUUCCAUGCCAACUGAUGACAGCCACCAGAUGAGCUUUAAGAGAAUUCGAUAUGUCAAUGUGAGGAUGCCUAACAGCCUGGAGUACCAGCCAGUGGAGUGUGCCAUUGUGGUGAAUGCAGCUGGGGCUCAUUCCGGUAAGGUGGCUGAUCUGGCAGGUAUUGGUUCGGGCCCCAAGGACACCCUGGCUGCCGUUCCUGUCCCUGUGGAGCCCAGGAAGAGGUACGUAUAUGUCCUCCACUGCCCGGAUGGACCGGGUUUGGACACACCCUUCUUGAUUGACUACUCGGGGGUUUACUGCAGACGCGAAGGACUUGGAGGAAACUACAUUGCAGGUCUAUCACCUGAAGAGGAAGAAGAGCCAGACACCAGAGAUUUGGAGGUGGACUACAACUUUUUCCAGGAUCGAAUUUGGCCACUCUUAGCCCAUCGCGUUCCUGCCUUUGAAUGCACUAAGGUGGCCAGCGCUUGGGCCGGUUACUACGACUACAACACCUUUGACCAGAACUGCAUCCUGGGUCUCCACCCACUGGUCAACAACAUGUACUUUGCCACCGGCUUCAGCGGGCAUGGGCUGCAGCAGUCUCCGGCCGCUGGCCGCGCACUGGCCGAGCUCAUCCUGGAUGGGGGCUUCCGGACGCUUGACCUCAGCGCGCUCGGCUUCGAGCGCAUCUUCCACCAGGAGCCAGUGCUGGAGAGAAGCAUUGUGUGAUGGUGGGAGUUCUGCUGAAGGCUUGAUGAAGAAAGCAUGGCGAUUCAGCAGCCAGCACUAGAGAGUGAUGGCUGAACACCCCUCAUUUGAGGAACAGGACAUGUAAUUUCUCUGAACUAAGUCCUUUUCAAGGGCUUAUGGAGUCACAGUGCAGCGCUGCUACAUUUUGGGUUGCUAUGCAAAACCCUUUUAUUAUAAUGCAUCAUCCUUGGGUGCUGUACAUUAUCACCUUUCAAAAGGUGCAGUGUGCUUCAUGGUGGUAAACAGUUUUGACACAGUUCUUUUCUGUAAGUGAAAUAUAUAUUUGGAUUUCGUUUUUGAAUGCACGGUGCAUCUGAAGUAAUUUUUAUUUCUCGUUUUGUUAAAUACUCUAUUUUCUCCAUUAAUGCCAUAUGAUGCUUAUCGAUGCAGAUUUUUUUUUUGUGAUCACGUGGUAUUCCAUAAAAUGAAAAUAGAGCUAUAACUUUAGUA